Molecule: messenger RNA, 1528 nt
Organism: Aspergillus campestris IBT 28561
Lineage: Eukaryota; Fungi; Ascomycota; Eurotiomycetes; Eurotiales; Aspergillaceae
Product: putative MFS transporter
Exons: 4
Coding region: 1-1458 (485 amino acids)
Biological process (GO): transmembrane transport
Cellular component (GO): membrane
Molecular function (GO): transmembrane transporter activity
Source: RefSeq, a predicted model, not a curated record
AUGCCCACCAAGCCCAAGUCCCCGACCACAGUCGAAGAAGCAGAUGGGCCAGAAGAUACGCCCCCUGGACUGUCGGCGCCCGAUGAUGUCUGCCCGGAGGAAUUGAAGUCGCUCGAGAAGCAUAUUCGCUGGAAGACCGAUAUCCGCCUCUGUACCUUAGCAGGUAUCCUGUGCAGUCUGAACCUGUUGGACUCCGGCAUCCUCUCGUCGGCGUCCGUCACCAGCAUGCUACAGGACCUUGACCUCCAGGGCACGCGAUACUCGGUUUCCAUCUUCAUCUUCACCAUCUCCAGCGUGGUCUUCCAGCUUCCCUCCACAAUCGCCGUGCGAUUGGUCGGUCCGCGCAUCUGGUUCGCCGGCAUCACGUUCUGCUUCGGCUUGAUCACGCUGUGCAUGGCCUUUGUCCACACCUGGCGUCAAAUGAUCGCCCUGCGCGUGCUCCUCGGCAUGGCGAUGUCAGGCAUCUACCCGGGGCUGACCUACCUGGUCAGUACCUGGUACACGCGGCGCGAACAGCAGCUGCGCUUUGCCUUCCUCCAGUCCGGCGAAGUAACCGUGCUGGCCACGGGCAACAUCGUCAACUUCGGACUGAACCAACUCGACGGCCGAGCCGGCCUGCGCGGCUGGCGCUGGAUGUUCCUCGUGCAAGGCCUCAUCUCCUGCAUAAUCGGCGUCGUGACCUACUGGUGGAUGAUCGACUUUCCGGAGCGCGCGCAACACAGCUUUUACUUCCUCUCCGAGGACGAAGCCCGCAUUGCCACGCAACGCAUCCAAGCCGAUCGCGACGACGUCGCCCCGGAGCCCUUCUCCUGGCAGAAAGUGCUAGUCAACUUCGCCGACCCCAAACUCUACGGCUUCGCCGUCAUGUUCUUUCUUCUCAACUUAGUGUCCACAGCCUUGAACUACUUCCUUCCCAUCAUCCUCCAAUCCGGGAUGGGCUUCUCCAGCAACCAGUCCAUUCUCCUCUCCACCCCACCCUACUACUGGUCCGUCAUCCCAGCACUCCUCACCUCCUUCAUCGGCGACACCUACCACGUGCGAGGUCCCCUCAUCACCUUCAACGCCCUCUGCCUCGUCGCCGGCUUCCUCAUGCUAGGUCUCCCCUCGCAGGUCACAGUCCGCUACAUUGGGACUUUCCUCGCGACAGGCGCCUACGUCUCCAACUGGGCGGCCCUCAACGCCUUCAUGGCCAACAACAUCGUCGGCCAAUGGAGUCGCGCUACCGUCGCGGCUGCCGUCUCAGCUUGUAAUGGCCUCGGCGGUGUCGCGGGGAGCUACAUCGUGCGGUCGGUUGAGGCGCCGCGGUAUCAAACUGCUGUUUGGGUUGCGGUAGGAUCCCACAUCCUAAUGAUCGUCAUCGUGGGGAUAUUCACUGUGUGCUUCUAUCGGUGCAAUCAGCAGCAGAAGCAGGGCCUGCGGGUUCUGCAGAAUAAACCCGGAUUUCGAUUCACCUAUUAAUUAGCAGAGACUUUUUUGACAGACAGACAGAAAGACAGAGUCAGUCAUGUGAUGGACUCGACGAAAAUGC